AUGGCGCCUACUUGGAAGUCAGCCAUGACGGGCAGGGGACUGUCAAGCCCUGCCAUGCAUGUGAGCAUGCUGUAUGACAACUCAUCGUCAUCCAUUGUGGGCAAUCUGUCUGGCCUGGUGGACCAAGGGUACAAGCCGCAAGAGAUAGAUUGGCAUGUUGUUUUUUGGAUAAUUCUCAUUCUGGGCUUUAUUCUUUGUUUGGUUUGCAUCACUCGCUGGUUGUCCCAGGAGGAGGGCGGAUGUACCCUGCCCUUCAACCUUGGAAGCUCAUAUGAAGAGCUGGGCCAUGACGCUGCCCCCGAACAUGAAACCGAAACCAGGAGUGAAGAAGUCACAAGGUUGCGACAAGAAGUGAAGGAGCUGGAGAGCCGUGUGAAGGAAAUGUCGUCGCGGCUCUCUGAGAGCGAGGCGAGGAAUCUGUCGACAACGCAGAAGGUAGACGAGGUCUGGUCAGAGAUGAGAUACUCGCAGCCAGACGGGCGACCACGAAGCAACCGGUCAAGUUAUCGUGGGGCUGAUAGCACUUUGGGCUUGUAUGACUUUGUCAAGCACAAAUCCCCGCCGAAUUUUGGCGAGCAUGUUUAA
Messenger RNA from Guillardia theta CCMP2712, 585 nucleotides. RefSeq lists its product as hypothetical. The coding region runs from base 1 to 585 and encodes 194 amino acids. The record is from RefSeq and is a predicted model, not a curated record. NCBI's taxonomy places the organism in Eukaryota, Cryptophyceae, Pyrenomonadales, Geminigeraceae. The transcript has 5 exons.